This is a messenger RNA of Stomoxys calcitrans (stable fly), 17247 nucleotides long. RefSeq names its product midasin. Gene Ontology annotation, biological process: rRNA processing; ribosomal large subunit assembly. Gene Ontology annotation, molecular function: ATP binding; ATP hydrolysis activity. NCBI's taxonomy places the organism in Eukaryota, Metazoa, Arthropoda, Insecta, Diptera, Muscidae. Bases 121 to 17130 code for a protein of 5669 amino acids. The record is from RefSeq and is a predicted model, not a curated record. The transcript has 13 exons. Gene Ontology annotation, cellular component: nucleus; preribosome, large subunit precursor.
GCCAAUACUUGUUUUUUAUUCAAAAAAUUUUAAAUAAUAAGUCACAAAAAAGUAAGCCGUGUAAAAAAUUGCACAGUGUAUAUUUAGCAAAGAGGGGGUGUAAAACAAAACAAAUCUACCAUGGAAUUCAAAGAGGGAAAGAUUAGACUAAAUGUUCAACACCUCGUGGCGGUUUUACCUUCAGAGGAACAUAAUAAAUAUUUACACAAAUUUUUGGAGAAACAGAGUAUAAAUGAAAAAGAUGUGCAAGCCCUUCUGAAGUUCUUAAGUCUCUCACUGUUGGAGGAAAAUUUGACUAUACCCAUAGCGGUGGCUUUUGAAGAUUGCUUGUUGUUGUUGCUAACAAACGCUUUGGACGAGUGCAGUGAUAACGGUGUAAAUAACCGUAAUGAUCUUAAGGGAGUUGCUUUUCAUGACUACCAAAAGAAGGCCAUAGCCUUGGCGAAACUCAUGCACAUGUCUUUGUGCGUCAAAAGAUACGCUUUAUCAUAUUUCUCCAAUAAACCACCUAUUUUUGCUAAAUCUAAUGAUGCUUCAGACAAAAGUGUUGCUGCCAAGAAAUCCAGAAAUGACGAAACAACAAAACAUCCCAACGAGAUGGAUAUAAUCAAAUGCUGCUAUCGUCUGCUAACAGCCAAUGUGGACUACUUUAAAGAACUUUGGAACUGGUCGGAUUUUCUUGAAAGCUAUGCAGAUAUGGUCCAUGAUAAACCCUCAUUGUUAAAGCUCUAUGUAAAUCACAUAAUAGCCUUGCUUACAAAUAUGAGUGCCUUAAAAUUGCGUGCCCUUAAUGCCCAUAUACCCGAAAAGUUGAUAAUCGAAUUUGAGGACGACAAAAAUUUACUCAAGUUUAACAGAGAAAAUCAUAUGACCAAUGCCACUAUAGCUACAACUGCUGUUUCCUCUGCGAGCACAUUGUUUGUGAACAUAAACGCUUCGUUGGUCACCAAUAUUGAGGGGGUGCUUUUGCCAAUUUACAAUAAGAAUAAUUAUGAAUUUUAUUCCAAAACGGAUGGUCUGCAUGACAAAAUAGUACGUGUUGAUUCAACCAAGGUCAAUUUGCGUAGCAUUGCUCUGGGCACGACAGUGGGCAAAGCUAUUUGCUUAUCUGGUCCCGUAGGUUGUGGUAAAACCACACUUGUCGAAUACCUGGCACGUAAGACUGGUCGAAUAUGUCCAAAACUUCAUGAAUUGGAAAAUGAGCACAAUCAAUCUAGUGAAGUCUUCAAGGAAAAUAAACAAAAUGGCAGUGAAAAUGUACAAAAAAUUGGAAAUAAACGUAAAACGGAAAUCGAUACCCUAAAGGGAAUGUAUGAUUCAUUGAAAGCAGCUCAACAGCAAAUGAUGGCACAAAACGGUUUUGUACGUGUCCAAUUGGGUGAUCAAACCGAUUGUAAAACUUUGUUGGGUCAAUAUCAUUGUACAGAUGUACCUGGAGAGUUUGUGUGGCUGCCGGGGGUACUAACACAGGCUGUAAUGAACGGAUAUUGGUUACUAUUAGAGGACUUGGAUAGUGCCACUACGGACACUUAUACCGUUCUAAGUGGUUUGUUGGAGAAUCAGUAUCUUAGCGUGCCGGGCUUUCGAGAUUGUGUUAAAAUAGCUCCAGGCUUUCAGUUAUUUGUCACCGUAAGAAAUAAUAAAUCAUCUUCGAAUGCAUCGCAGAAAGCCCUAUUCUCAUUGCUGGAAAAGUAUCUGUACAUCAUUAACAUUUUACCAUUGUCUCGAAAUGAAUUGUGCAAGGUGGUCAGCAGCAACUACACGAAACUGUCGACGGUGGCCAAUCGCAUUGUUGAUGUGUUUCUCACAUUUUCCAAAGGUGAUCACCAUGUGGCGGAUAAUCUACGCCAGCAGGAAACCGAAGAUAGGGCAAAUAAUACCGAACAGUAUCUACAAUUGCCGCACGAAGAAGUCAAUCUGAGUACAGUUACCAAUUCGGGACGUUUGGUUUCCACUAGAGACCUUAUCAAACUGUGCCAAAGGUCUAAUCCGGUUUUCUCGGUUACCAGCACAGAAUGUGCCUAUUUUGUAUUCCAAAAUGCUGUGGAUAUAUUUUGCUCAUAUUUGCCCCAUAGCAAAGAGAAGACAAAGCUUAUUACGAGCAUUGGAGCAAAAUUGGGGAUUAUACAGUCGCGUUGUGAACACUUCGCCGAGGAGUAUAAACCGGAGAUACAACUGCAAGCCGAUCGUAUAAAAGUGGGCCGUGCCGAACUGUGUUCACGAAUAGCCAUGCAGGAGACAUCUUCGGCUGUAGAGCGGGUAGAGGAGCAGGCCUUGAAACGUUUCAAAAUGUCACAUGGUUCUGAAAAAUCAAUUAAAGCCAGCCAAAAGAAAGCUGCUACGUUUUCCUUUACCCGUUUGGCGGCUUGCUUGCUGGAACGUGUGGCUGUGUGUGUGGCCAAUGCUGAACCCAUUCUGCUGGUGGGUGAGACCGGUGUGGGCAAAACUUCGUCUGUGCAAUAUUUAGCCGAGAGAACCAGACACAAGCUGGUGGUUAUCAAUAUGAACAAUCAGUCGGAUGUAUCCGAUUUGGUGGGUGGUUUCAAACCUGUGGACCUAGCCUGUGUCAUAGCUCCACUUAGAAGUGAAUUUGAGAUUUUAUUCCGCAAGACUUUCAAUCAAAUGAAAAAUGAAGCCUUCCUUUCCAAGUUCAGCAUAUGUUAUAAUCAAGGCAACUUCGCUGUGGUAGUCAAACUGAUGCUGAAAAUUGUCCACUCAGUAUUCGAAAAGUCCGAACGUAAUGAGUUGAGAGACAAAGACUUGCUGCUGCUCCCCCGCUGGCUAGACUUGAAGAUAAAACUGCAGAAACUGAACAAUCAGCUUAACAAAUCGAUAAAUAUAUCGUUCGCCUUCAUACCGGGAUCGCUGGUGAAAUGUAUUAAAAAUGGUGACUGGGUCUUAUUGGACGAAAUCAAUUUGGCCUCCGCUGAAACUUUGGAAUGUCUGUCAACAAUUUUGGAACCUGAUGGCUCGGUGGUAUUGUUGGAAAAGGGGGAUUUUAUUCCUGUUAAGAGACAUCCAGAUUUUCGUAUAUUUGCUUGCAUGAAUCCAAAUACGGAUAUUGGCAAAAAGGAUUUGUCCGUGGGCAUUAGAAAUCGUUUCACCGAAUUCUUUGUGGAUGAAGUCUCUACCGAUGCCGACUUGAGUCUUUUGAUAUCCGAUUAUCUCAGUGCCACUGGUAUUCAAAAGAAAAGUGUCAUGAACAUAGUGAAGCUGUACAAACGUCUCAAACAAUUGGCCAAAUUGGAACUCAAUGAUGGCCUGGGCAAUAAGCCAGUGUAUUCGCUGCGUACCCUUUGCCGUUCCCUUUGUAUAUGUGCGAAAAAUCUUUGUGGGUCCAUUGAGCGUAACCUCUAUGAAUCUUUCUGCUUGAGUUUCCUUACACAACUUGAUCCCCAGUCCCACAAUGUGGUGGAGCAUUUAAUAAAAGAGGCUAUGCUGAGUAAUGCCAAGGCCAUAUUGGGUCAAGGUAUACCAAAACCCGGAGAGAAUUAUCUCAAUUUUGAGGGAUAUUGGAUACAAAGGGGGCCCAAAGAAGAGUUGGAGGAAUGUAGCAAUUACAUACUGACACCGAGUGUCAAAGAUAAUCUCAGGGAUCUUGCCCGCAUUAUAUCAAUAGGAAAAUUGCCCAUACUGCUUCAAGGACCCACCUCGGCGGGCAAGACCAGUUUAAUUGAUUAUGUGGCCCGACGCAGCGGCAAUCAUUGUUUGCGCAUCAACAAUCACGAGCACACAGAUUUGCAGGAAUACAUUGGCACAUAUACGGCCGAUGUGUCAGGAAAACUUUCCUUUAAGGAAGGUGUCUUGGUGCAAGCCAUGCGCAAUGGCUAUUGGAUCAUUUUGGAUGAAUUAAAUUUGGCCUCCACCGAAAUUCUGGAAGCCCUCAAUCGUGUUUUGGAUGAUAACAGAGAACUUUUCAUACCGGAAACUCAAACAGUGGUUAAGGCACAUCCCAAUUUUAUGCUGUUUGCCACACAAAAUCCCCCCGGUCUAUAUGGAGGCCGCAAAACUCUGUCAAGGGCCUUUAAAAAUCGUUUCAUAGAACUUCACUUUUCCGAAAUACCACGCAAUGAAUUGGAAAUCAUUUUGGAAAAGAAAUGCCUUAUCCCGCCCUCGUAUGCCCGUAAAAUGGUUGCGUGUAUGAUGGAUUUGCAGAAAAAUCGUAAGACGACUACGAAAAAUGUUUUCACUUUGCGCGAUCUCUUCCGAUGGGGCAUACGCUACACAUUGGCCGAUAAGAAACUGCUAGAGGACAUCAAAUACGAUUGGAAUCAGCAUUUAAUUGAGGAGGGCUACUUGGUCUUGUCGGCCAAAGUGCGUACCCCCAUUGAGAUCGAAAUAAUCGAGGAGGCCUUGUACAAGAACUUCAGGAAACGCAUUGAUUUGUCGCGACUGUUUGAUGCUGCUGGAGAUGCAACGCAAAAAUCUCCUGUAACCAGGAACAUUAUAGAAGCGAUACAGAAAUUCACACAUCGCACAGAUAUUGUGUGGACACGUAACAUGUCGAGAAUGGCAGUUUUGACCGCGAAGGCUUUGCAAUUCGAUGAGCCAGUGCUCCUGGUGGGACCGACCGGAUGUGGCAAGACCACAGUUUGUCAAAUAUUGGCCGCCAUACGGGGUGUUCAGUUGAGAAUACUUAAUUGCCAUAUGCACACAGAGGGUGCGGAUUUCCUGGGAGGACUUAGGCCUUGCCGCAACCAUGGCACGGUUGACAAGGAGGGCAAACCAGUUGGGGGUGAGGCCAAAAUUUUCGAAUGGACUGAUGGCCCUUUGAUACAAUGCAUGCAAGAGGGCUCUUACUUCAUGGCCGACGAAAUGUCUUUGGCGGAGGAUUCCGUUUUGGAGCGUCUGAAUAGUGUGCUGGAGCCCGAACGCACCGUAUUGCUGGCCGAGAAAGGCGGUUUAACCAAAUCCAAUUCCGAUGCGGAAAUAGUCACCGAAUUUGUGGUUAAAGCCCAGCCUGGUUUCCAGUUCUUGGCCACCAUGAAUCCUGGCGGAGAUUUUGGUAAGAAGGAACUUUCCCCAGCUUUGCGAAAUCGUUUCGCCGAAAUCUGGUGCCUGCCCUCAGAUUCCCGCGAAGAUCUCAUACAAAUAGCCAGCAAUUGUAUACUGAACGAACAAUGCCACCUGCACUUGGAUAAAAUGGAGGUCGAGCGCAUAGCCAAAUUCAUAAUCGAUGUUGUUAUGUACAUGAAGCAGUGCAUAGACAAAUUCAAGUACUCGGUACGUGAUAUUUUGGCCAUGGCCAACUAUAUGGUGCGUAAUAGCCAGCUUAGUUUUCCGGAAAAAUCGGUCUUUGGUUUGGAGACCAUCUUUUUAGAUGCCUUGGAAAUGUUGACCAAUGAAAGUUUGGACAAGGUAGAACAUUUACGCACUAACAUUUUGGAAUAUGCCAUAAAACAGGCAGACAUGAUACUGCAUGAGAAAUUCACCCUAAGCCAGUUGAGGGAAAAGAAGGGAACCGCUGUGGAGUAUACAACCGACAAUAGAUUUGGCAUAAAACCAUUUUUCAUUGAAACCAAUCUGACCUCACAGGGAGAGGUCAGCACCAAGGGUCAAGAUUUCCUCUUCGAUGCUCCCACCACCAAACAGAACCUGUUCCGUCUGUUAUCGGCUUUGUCGCUGCAAAAGCCCAUAUUGUUGGAAGGUCCCCCCGGUGUGGGCAAGACCUCCAUUGUGGAAAAUGCAGCUCGUGCCAUUGGCUAUAACAUUGUGCGCAUAAAUCUGUGCGAACACACCGAUUUAGCUGAUCUCUUUGGCACUGAUCUUCCGGCCGAGGAUAAUAUUCUCAACACCAGCCAAACGAGUCAACGAAAAACCCCUCAAAUCGGUUCGUUUGUAUGGCGAGAUGGUCCCUUGCUGGCCGCUUUAAAAUCUGAUCACACAUGGAUUCUUUUGGAUGAAUUGAAUUUGGCCCCCCAAUCGGUUUUGGAAGGCCUCAAUGCCAUUUUGGAUCAUCGUGGUGAGGUGUACAUACCCGAACUCAACAGAACCUUUUCUCUCAACAAACAGACCAGGAUUUUUGCAUCCCAAAACCCUCUAAAGCAAGGAGGAGGGCGUAAAGGCUUGCCCCAGUCCUUCUUGAAUCGCUUCACCAAGGUGUAUGUAAGGAAAUUGACCACCGAAGAUUUGUUGCAUGUCGUAGAAGGCAAAUAUGAGGCACAUUUUGAUAAUUUGAAACAGGCCUUCAUCAAAACUUUGCCAGGGACUUGGGUCGGAGGCAAUUUAUUCCACAUCUAUAAAAGCAUACGCAGCAAUCACUUGGAAGGCAGCCAAAUAUCGAAAAUAACUUUUGAUUUAUCCCUACGCAUGGUGGCUUUCUCGGAAACUUUGGAUCGUGGUAUAACCACCAUGGAAUUUGGCUACAGAGGAGGGCCCUAUGAAAUUAAUCUACGUGAUAUUCUACGUUGGUGUGACCUCUUGAUAGGUACCCAAACAGGCUUCACCAUACAAUAUCAGCGCAAUUUCCAACAAAAUUUCGAACAUUUUCUGCUUGUCACAUACGAACGCAUGAAGUUGGUCUACUACCAGCGCAUGCGUUGCGACCAGGACAAGCAAUUUAUUCGCCGAGCAUUUGCUAAUAUCUUUCAGUGCGAUGCAGAGCGCCUUAAUGAAAUCUCGGAGGAUAUUAGUCUCUAUUGGACUCCUGAGAAAAUGUAUAUUAAUGAUAUAGUACUACAGCGUGAUUCAACGGGGCCUUUAAGCUCAUCCAAAAAUGGGGAAUCAACGCCUAUACUAUUGGCUUCACAACGUGAAAUGCUAAAGAAUGUCAUCGAAUGUGUGCAUAUGGAAAAGCCGGUUCUCUUGUGUGGCCCCACCGACUCGGGCAAGACGAAACUUAUUGACACUCUAUGUUGUCUAUCGAAUCAAGUCUGCAAUACGGAUAACAUUGACGAUUCCGUAACGGGUAGUUUUCAACAGAUUGAUUUAAAUCGCCAUUUGGAGGAAAUAUCUCAAAAGGUGGAAAACAUUUACUUACAUUAUAUGCAAGAGGCCAUUUCGAAUGAGUCCAGCUGCAAGAAAAUGUUACUCGAUGUCUAUAAUUCAUGGAGCAAUUUCAGUACUUUAUCCAAUGCCAAAUGUGAAUUUCAAAAUAAAUCUGUAGUAUCCGAAGAAUUGGCCAUCUACCGCAAGAGAAUUGCUAAACUAAAUCAUACCAUAGAAAAACUUUGUCAAUGCCUUUCAAGGAACAAGGAAACUUUGAGUAGCCUAAAAAGCCUACAAAACAUGUUGCAUUUACUGAGAGAGCAUGUGGAAAAUGCGGACACUUUAAAUACGGGUGGAUAUUUUGAAUGGGUCGACUCACAAAUAGUGAAGUCUCUCAAGUGUGGUCAGUACAUUGCUUUGGAGCAUGUUAAUCUAUGCUCAUCUGCUGUGUUGGAUCGUUUGAAUCCUGUGUUUGAGCCAAAUGGUUGCCUAAUGAUAUCGGAAAAAGGUGUCUCUGCAGAAAACGAACUUACAGAGGUUGUAACAAAGUCGCCCAAUUUCAGAGCCUUUCUUACCAUAGAUCCCAAAAAUGGAGAAUUGUCCAGGGCCAUGCGUAAUCGUUGUGUGGAAUUGUCUUUGACAGGCAAGAGCUCUUUAGAUUUGGAUGACAAACGUUUACUGGUCUAUUAUCAAGGCAUACAUGAUAUUGAUGCCAUCAACAGUCUAAUUACCAUACAUGAUCGUAUUUCCAAUUUAACGGAAAUUAAUGGAUUUUCCGUAUCUCAUUUAACACAAAUGGCCUAUCUGGCUGCUUCUUACAAACGCAUUGGCUACACAUUACCCAAAGCACUAUAUGUAAGUGCCAUGGAAGUAUAUGUUUAUUCGGCCAAUGUGGACUUGAUGGGCUAUGGUUUAUCCUACUACCAAAAUAAGCUACGUGAAAUUGUGGCCGAGGAAACGCAAAAGUUUGGCAACAUACACCAAGUCCAACCAGGCGACGAGGAUUACUUACAACAUGUUCUAUUGAAUUGCAAUAGCUUAAGCGAGACCUCCAUUAUAAGACUGCAGUUGGUGCCCUUGCGUAUAGCGCUGAAGAAUAAAAAUGGCACUAGCGAUCAGUUAAAAUAUGCAUUGGAACGAGUGUUUUCCGAUUUCUCCAAGAUUAAUUUAGAAAAUAAUGACAUGGAAGUUUUAGUAAAAUUUUUAAUUUACAUGGUCUACGAAAGCAGCAGCAUGAACGAUUUGAAGAUGCGCCAUUUGCUGCUGCUGCAAGAGUUGUUUCAACAUCAAACAGAAUACCAAAAACUUGCCAAUGAUCUUUAUAUGACCUUUGAGAAUGUUAAGCAGGAUUUGACAUCUAUUUGCCCGCAACUGCCUUGGAAUUCAAAAUUAUUUCCACGCAUACGAGACUAUACUGACGACAUUUUGAUAAAAUUGGAAAUCAAAUCUUUGGCAAUUAGUACUUCGCUUGUGGUUCAUACAUUUUUGAAGGAUAUCCCGCACGAGAAGUUUGGAAAACUAACCAACAUUGAUGCUCUUACUUAUUCCCAGGCGGUGGCUGUAAACACCAUAACGGAUAAAUUGAAUAAUGAUUUCCUAAAAUACCUCUCCACCUGCUUGGAUCAACUGGAAAUUGUUCUAAAGACCGACUUGUUUCGGGCACAAAUUACCAUGGAUUCCUUUAUCUCAAUGCAUACCUGUGUGCUUUGGUUUAAUCGCCUUUUGGAGACUUCCCAAAAUAAAGUUUUUCUAAAUAAAGAGCUCAAUGGUCAUCUAUUGGAUAAACUUGUUUUACAUUUCAAGUGGAUGGAUAAAAAGUUGAUAAAACAAUUAAAGGCCAUAUUACCAAAAAAUGUUUCCGCUGGAUUCGAGAGCAGUUUACAAAAGCUAUAUGAGUAUGUGGCCAGCGUAAAACAUCCUUUAAAUAUUGUGCGCAAACUCUAUGCAAAGGAAAUGAUUCAAUUCCAACCAUUUUAUCGCGAGGAACAGAUAAAACUCUACAACUUUGCCAAACAAAUGGACCAUUUACUGCAGAUGAUACCACAAUAUGGUAGUUUCUCGGCAGAUGAUGUGGCCAGGAAAUUUUCUUGCAUUGCUUCUGAUACCACACGCAAAUUGUACGCCCUUUUGCAGCUUUUCUAUACGGCACAUGAUUUUUCGAAAUUCCAAGAAAUCAAAAUUAAUGUUAGCCAAGGCAAGCAUCUAAGGGAGGAUAUUGAAAAGGAAUUACAACAGUUUAUAGGCAGUCUGAACAAGGAGGUCAUGGAAAUGCCGGUCAUCACCACAGAAGAUUGUGAGAGCAUCCAGCAGGAGCUGGAGUGUUUGGCACAAAUGUUAAAUGUUGCCAAUCCGGAUGAAAUGCAGAUAGAUAGGAUUUUGGAAAGGCCCAAAGAGGUGGAAUUAUUGCUUUUGAGCUUGAGGGAAUACUUCCUGAUAAAAUAUCUUAGAACAAAUCUACAAAAUCCUUCAUUGAAAGAUCAGGGCCCUUUGAAUGCGGAAUACUGUGAAGAAAUUAACACUCUAAAUAAUAAUUCUAGGGCAUUGCUUGCCAUUAUGACUUCGAUUGAUUAUAGGGCGUAUCGUGGCCUAUGGUUUAAGCUCAAUGAGACGCUUAGUACUUCCAACGAUAUGGAAUCUUUAGUCAAGUACCUUAACGGUGGCUAUCGACAGUUCUCUUCCAUGAAUCGCAUACUCAACAAUACUUUUUGUCAAUUACAAUUUGGCAGUUUAAGUUCACGCGGCAAUUUUACAUCAGUCUUAAGAAACAACGAAGACAUACAGAGCAUAAAUGGCUACAAUGGUGCUACAGUCAUAAAUGUCAUAUGCGAUUUGCUGUUAACCAAUGAUGGAAGUUUCAGGUCGGUGCCUCUAUGUGAUUUGGAUUUAUGGAAAAAUUCCUUGGAGUGCUUAAAUCAAUUGUUGUGGCAUAACACUAUGCUGAUGACACCUGCCCAUUGUGACCUUUACAACGAAGGCAGGUCUGCGUUGGAAAAGGCCAAACGUUUAAUAUUGGAGAUAGAAUAUAUCACAAAACUGAGAGCCGCUUUGGAGGAGCAAAACGAUAGCUCCCCUUAUAUGGAAGGUUUUCAAAAGUUAGUUGCGAAACUCAGAGGGCAUGUGUUGCAACAAAAAAGCUCGCCAGCAGCUGGUGUGCAUGUGUCCUUAGUGAAUCAAAGCAGGGGUUAUGAAACCUCAUUGAUCAACACUUUGGUGGGAGGCAUUGAGUUGUGCCUUCUAACAUUUACCCCUCUCAUCGAUCCAGUGGAAAAGAGCCGUUUGAAGAACAAAUAUCUAUUGGAAGACAUUGCCACCUUGAAGACCAUGACAUUGGCUUAUGAUUUCCUUAGAAUACCCAUGAAAUAUAAACAUUUGGGUGAGGAGAUCUAUGCUGCAUUGCAAGCCAACAUAGGGGAAUUGCAACAAAAACAACUCAAGUAUAAGGAGAAAGUAGCCUUAAGACCUACCGCUGACAAAUGUCUAUACACCAAUUUGGUCAAGGAUUUGGCCCAUUUCCUUAGCACAAACUGUGAACCAAAUGCCCUGUACAACCUUAUACAAGACAUACACCAUACAUGGUUGCAAAUGACAGAGAACUGCUCCAAAGAAGCCAUGCAUAAAACUCUGGAGCUUAGUGGAGAACUAUUGAACAAAAUCGAUUUGUGGAUUGCCAAUUCGCAACGUUUUGUUCAUCACAUUUUGAAACCUUAUGCGGCCUACUAUCAGGAUUUUGUACAACCCUUGGAAUGUUGCAUAAAUCAAUUGCGCCUGGGUUUUGAGGGUUUGAAAAAGGGUUUGGGCCAAAUAAAAAACGCUAUGAUGCCAUCCCAUGCCAACCAUCCCUCGGAGGUCAUCAAUAUCAAUGAGCAGGGCAAACUGCAUAGGGUAUUGGAAAAUAUCGUGGAAUUCCCGAGCAGGCGAACUCUGGCCAUUUACAAUGUCUCAUCUAGCAGGAGUAUUUUGCAUAAUCGUUGUCCCAUCUUUAGUGUUUUGGACAAAGUGCCAAAUGGCGAUGCAGACUAUUUCCAUUUGUUGAAGGCCAAAUUGCUGGAAUUAAAAAAUCGAGCCAACAUCUCCCAUGGCAUCGAUGAGCAGCUGUUCAGCGAAUUUGAUUUUGCCUUUAACAUUGUCAAUCAAAUAUGGCAGCAAGAGGAGGAAAGGCGUCGCCUCAAGAAAAAAGAAGAAGAAAGUUUGUAUACGACCAAAACCAAAUGCCAAGAUGAAGAUGAAGAAAUGCAAGAGCUGCAGGAAAUUGAGGCCAUGUUUCCCACCGGUCUGCAAGAAGAUUUUGGAGAGUUUGUGGAGGAGGACAACACACUGGAGAAGGUCAUGAAAUUGGACAAAGACAAAUUGACAAAGGACUCCAACACAUCCACUAUAGUUCGGGAUGAGGACUAUGCCUUCAUAGCCCAUAGCUUCAAUGAAAUACUCAUACAGUAUAGCCAAGCCUAUUAUUAUCCAAGCUUGAAGGUCUCGCCCGACAAUUUGGAAUUUGUGGACUACUACAAACACCGACUGAGGGUAUUUGCCAGAAUUUAUCAACACUACAAAUGCUCGGUGGAGGAAUAUUUGUCGGAGGCCACCUACAAUAGUUUGAGUUUCGGGGUAAGCCUGCAACAGGAUCAGUUGAGUGAGAGGUAUUUGCACAAAAUUCCCAAACCCCAAAGGCUUUACAAUUUCUAUAAGGAUUCCAAUGUGGGCGAAAUUUUGGAUUGUACCGAAGUCUUGGCCAGCAUUGAGGAGUGCAUAGAUGUAGAAUUGUCUUUGUAUCCGGAACAUGCCACCCUGUUGGAUAUCAAGCGUAUUAUCGCACGCAUACGUUUGCUGCCCUCUACGGCAUCGGUGGUGCGUUUCAAUACCGGCUUCCAGUUGCUUAGACAAAAGGUGGCCCAAUGGAAUGAGGUGGCCCACAAAAACAAUCACUUGAAACCCCAAGAGCAACAGAUAGCCGCCUAUGUUCAAAAAUGGACACGCCUGGAAUUGCAGUUCUGGCGCAAUUGCAUGUCCCAAACCGAGGAGAAGGUGGAAAAUAGUGCCUUCAAAUAUUGGUUCUUUAUCUACAAUCUAUUCCAAGAGUUCCUAAGGAAUUCAGAGGAAAUCGAUGCCUCUCUGGUGGAUAUGAAAAAGGCGGAAAAACGUUUCCAUGAUAUGGAGUCUGAGGAUCAGGAGGAUGUCUCAGUGAAAGGUGGCACUGCCAAGGUGGAUGUACCCGCCAUUGUACAAAUCUUAAGGCAGUUUGUGGAAUCUUCUUGCUAUGGCGACUUUGCAGUACGCCUACAGCUACUGCUCUCCUUCGAAUUGUAUUUGCACAACUCGCUACACUUGUGCCCGCAGGAACAUAGCAAUGACAGCAAAAGGCAACUGAUUUAUGGGCUGCGCAAUUUGCAAUUGUAUUUUGCCCAGUUCUCCAAGGACAUAGAAGAGCACCAGCGCUCCAUAAGAGCUCCCAUAGAAAAGAAGCUCAAGGAAUUGGUUAAGAUCGAAAGCUACAACAAGGAUUUGUCCUACUUCAGCAUGCGCAACAAUGUGGCUCGUGUUCAUCGUAAUUUAAAUAAGUUCCUCAAGGAGUAUGAGCAACUGCUGAGAGAGAAAAUCACUGCAGUCUUUCAGCCAAAGGAUGCCACUACCAAAGAUUACAGCUUGGCCAAUGACAAGGGUAAAGAUUUGCGUCAGGACUCUAGCAUAAAAUAUUGUCGGGUUGAUGCCAAAUACUAUGUGCUGCAACAGCGCCCUGCCAAAGCGGAGCAGGACAGCUGCAGCAAAGACUCAACGCUAUUGGCCAAGGUGCUGAAACUUUUCAAUACCUCCCGAAGUGUGGUCAAGGAAACGGUGACCAAUGCCGUCUAUCCCAAACUGGUAAUAGCUUUGGAUUCUUUGCUUAGCGAACAAUUGGAGAGAUGUGAACAUUUGAGAAAUCUAACAGUGGAUCGCUCCAAGGAGCGACCCAAACAAAUCUUGGAAGCCAAAUCCAUACUGCAACAAAAACGUAAAGGUCUAACCGAUCUCUUCAAAAUACUUUCCACCCUGGGAGUAAGCUAUAAGAGCGGUCUCUUGGAAUUAUCACUGCGUUCCGAGUUUGAGGACUUUGCGCUACAGCCUUUUUGUAUAAAGACAAUGCUCAGUAAUUUGGCGGCCAAGCGACUGCAACCCCAAAUACUGCAAUUGAAUGAGAAUCUUGAUCUGUAUUUCCAUAAAUGCGUGUUCAAGCUGAAACUCUUGCAGAACAUAAUGCUGACCCCACUCUCGGAAUUGGGUCCUCACAAUAUAGAACGCAUCAAGGGUUGUGCCAUCGAUCUCUUUCUAUUGGUACAAAAUCAGCGUCAACUAUUGGCCAACACAGUUAAACAAAUCUAUGACUACCACCGGAUUUUAAAACAACUCAAGGAGUUGGAUGCUUUAACAAACUCCACCCAACAAACGCUGCAGCUGUCCCAAGUGAAUUUUAGUGCCCUACGGGAUUCCCAUGACAUUUUAAAGGAGGCCUUUGUGCAGGUGCGUUACGUUUUUGAACAAUUCCAAAUAUUUUUGAAUUGCAUGCCCAAAAAGCAACAGCCGGAAAAUUGUCUCUUCUCCGAGUAUGUUAACACGCCACUGCUAGUGCAAAAUUCCGAACUCUGCCAAAACAUAACCAAUCACUGUGAAAAUAUUCUAAAACUGUGCAAAUCUACCCAAAAGGAAAUGCGCCAACAAGCCAAUGAAUUUGUGAAUGUCAACAAAUUGGAGGAAUACCGUCAAGCCUAUGUGCAAAUCAUGGAUUUCAUAGGCAAAGUUUUGGUUGGCUUACAAACCCCCUUGCAAGAGUUUGUGCCGCUGGCAAAACCCAUACAAGACUUGCAAGACUAUCUCCGCCGAAUACCACAUAUCAUGGAUCAAAUUCAUUCGCAGGCUGCAACAGUUGAUGAAAAUUUCGAAAAUCUUGAACCCGAAUUGGAGAAUAUCAUUCACUGCAUCCUAAUGGCAUUGCAAAAACUCUACAAGAAAUAUCCCUCAAAAUCCAACUCUGACGAUAGCGCCAGCAAUUCGCCCAACAAAAAAGAUCAACCGUCUGAGGAUGAACUGCAAGAGCAACAUUUGAAGGGCAAAGUUUAUGGCGAGCUGAAAGAUGAUUGGCAUUUAAUGAAUAUCUCGGCUCUUAACCAGAAAUUGGGCAAUAUCAUGUUGAUGCUGAAGUUGACACCAUCCUCGGAGCAGAAAAUCCAACACAUUCAACAGGUGUUGAGUGUGCAGCCGCUUUUGGAACAAUUCAAUUUAAUAGCCGAGUACUAUCUGCUACAGCAAUUGGCUGCCCACAAGAUAUCCCUAAAGAUGCUUCUAAUCAUCUUGACAGUCUUUGUUGAAAUUGGCACUAAGGGCUUUUGUGUGCCCCAGGAUCUGAUGCAGGACGAGGAGGGCGAGAAGAAAAAAGAUCAAAAGGAGGGCGAGGGCUUUGGUUUGGAAGAUGGCACUGGGGAAAAGGAUGCCUCCGAUAAAAUAGAAUCCGAAGAUCAAUUGGAUGAUGCCAAACGGCCGGAGGAUCGCAAAAAUGAGCCAGAAAAGGAUGAUCAAACCGAAUGCAAAGAAGAGAAGGGCAUAGAAAUGAGCGAAGAUUUUGAGGGUAAAUCAGAGAAGCUGGAUAAGCCCGAGGAGGAUGACAGCGGUGAGUCUGAAGAGGAGGAGGAAUUGAACAAAGAAAUGGGCGAAACCGAAGAGGGUGCCGAUAAAUUAGAUGAACAAAUCUGGGGCGACGAUGAGGACGAAGACCAGCAACAAGACGAAGAGGAGGAUCUUGAUCAGGAACAGGAUGGCAAAGGUUCCAAAGAUGAAAAGGAUUUGCACAACGAUUUGAAUUCCAAAGAAGAUAAGGCCAAUGAAAACGGCCCCGAAGAUGAAGAAGAUAAAGGCCUAGAUGCCACCGAUGAUCCCAAUGAAGAUAAGCGCAAAAAACAAGAAAAAGACAUAGACAACAUGAAGGAACCCGCGGAAGAGGAGAGCGAACAAACGAAUCCUUAUCACAAUGAGUUGGAGGAACCUCCAGAACCGGAAGAUUUUGAUUUGGGCGAUAUGAAUAUGGAUGACAAGGAAGAAAACGAAGAAGACCCAAGGGGUGAGCAAGAGAAUCCCUUUGAUAUUGAUGCCAUGAAAGAGAAUAUGACCGAGGAAAAUCAAGAAAACGAUAAAGAGGGUGAACAGGAGGAAGGCGAACAACAAGAGGAGGAAAAUAAAAACAACGAGGAAGAGGACAGUGAUUCGGAUGACGAUCAAAAUACCUUGAAGGAAAAUAAAAAUGCUGAACAAACCAACGAGGAAGAGGAACAACAAGACGAAACCAAAGAAGAAGAGGAGGAGGUGGAACAGCAAAAACGUGGUGAUUUCAAAGAUGAGCAAGAAGAAGAAGAAAAAGAAAAGGCAAGCGAAGAAGAAGACCCCAAUAAUAAAGAGGAAAAAGCCGAAAACUAUGAACCUUCAAAAGAUAAGAGUAGUAAAGAAGAAAAUGUUCAAUCUACACCGGACACAGACACCGAUGGCAGCAAGGAUCAACUGAAAUCAGAGCAAACAGAAAAAGAUAUUCAACAAGACCAAACCAUGGAUGAGCAGGAUACGGGAGAGGAAAAAGAUGGUGUGGGUCAAGCAGAAAAUGAGACUAGCGAUGGUGGUCACCAAGGUAUUGCCGAAACCAAGGAGACCAUCUCCCAGGAAGACCGAAAGAAUGACAAAAAUACCCAAGAAAAGCGAAGACAAGGCCAAACCAAUGAGGAAAGAACUUUAGGUGAAGCUGAGAAAAAUAAACUCAAACAAUUGAAAACCAUCGAUAAACUGAAUGACCAAAAGGAAGACAAACAGGACGCUGCCAAUGAUAUCCCCGAUGAGAGAGAUGUGGAAGCCGAUGAGUAUCAACAUGUCAAAGAUCCCAAAACUAGUGACAAAACCACUUUGGACAAUGCCACCGAAGAACAAUCAAAGCAAAUGCAACAUCUCGAAGACGAGGAGAAAAAGGACGAUGAAGAUCUCGAAGGGGAAACUAAUGAAAAUAUGGAUUUGGAUGAAAUGCCUGCUGCGGAGGAUGACAAAAACAAUGAGGAAGAGCUCAAGGAAAUGUCUGCUGAAAAAACGGAUAAGAAUUCGGAUAAACCUUCGAAAUCCGAAAAGACCAAUGAACGUGCCGAAACCCAAGAAGAAAUGGAAAUCGAGGGAGAGAUUGUACAAACGUCAACAGUGGCCAGGAGUAGCGAUACAACUGCACAUUGCAACAUGGACUUACUGGUCACUGAUAGCAGUCAGGUGGAAGAGAUGUCAACAGCCGAGACUUUGGAGUUAAGAAAACUAUAUCAGCAACAAGUCACCAGCCAAAAGCCGAAUGCUCCCAAUAACGAUGACUACGAGACGUGGCAGACAAUAACAAAUCGCAUGACACAAAAUGCCAGAGAUCUUUGUGAGCAAUUGCGCCUGAUAUUGGAACCAACCAAAUGUACCCGCCUCAAAGGGGAUUAUCGUACUGGACGUCGUAUAAAUAUGAAAAAAAUUAUACCCUAUAUUGCAUCACAAUUUCGCAAGGACAAAAUUUGGUUGAGACGCACGAAGCCAGCACAGCGUGAUUAUAAAAUCACCAUUGCCAUUGAUGACUCCAAAUCUAUGCAUCAUAAUAAUUCCAAAACGCUGACGCUGGAGGCGAUUUCAUUGGUAUCGCAAGCCUUAGCCCUACUCGAAAGUGGCCGACUAAGUGUGGUCUCAUUUGGAGAACAACCUCAGAUUUUGCUAAAUCACACGGAUCAAUUCGAUGGACCCAAAUUGGUGAAUUCCUUACAGUUUGCACAGGAUAAAACAAAAAUAGCGGGCCUGUUAGAUUUUAUACGAACUGUAAAUGCAGAAGAGGGUGCCCUGGGCGGUGGAAGCUCAGAUAAUGGCUUAUUUGAGAAUCUCCUGUUGAUUCUAAGUGAUGGACGCAAUAUUUACAGUGAAGGCAAAAUGAAGGUAAAAAAUUCCAUCAAAUUGGCUAGGCUGCAAAGGAUAUUCCUUGUUUACAUUAUCAUAGACAAUCCCGAUAAUAAGAAUUCAAUUCUUGACAUACAAACAAUGGAAAUGCUGCCCGAUAAGAGUAUUAAUAUCAAAUCCUAUUUGGACGAAUUUCCCUUUCCCUAUUAUGUUAUUGUAAGAGACCUUAAUCAGUUGCCUUUAGUCUUGAGUGAGGCCAUGCGCCAAUGGUUCGAAUUGGUCAACAGUGAGCAGUAGUAUAAGUAGUAGCAAAACAUAUAAAAUGUAAGCUUUUGUAUAUAUGUAUUUGUAUAAAGAAUAUAUCUAUAUUCUAUAUAUUAUUAUUAUUGGAAAUAUUAUAUAAAUAUGUAUGUA